Messenger RNA from Aspergillus glaucus CBS 516.65, 312 nucleotides. RefSeq lists its product as uncharacterized. The record is from RefSeq and is a predicted model, not a curated record. Bases 1 to 312 code for a protein of 103 amino acids. The transcript has a single exon. NCBI's taxonomy places the organism in Eukaryota, Fungi, Ascomycota, Eurotiomycetes, Eurotiales, Aspergillaceae.
AUGGCGUACACAAACCCGCUUCAUCAUGGCUCCGAGCAAAACGACUCCAAAACGCCCUAUCCGGUCACGACGAACCUCGAAAAACAACCAAACCAGAACCAACUUCCACGGUCCUACUUCUCUGGAAGGCUUUGGGGAAUGUUCAACAACGAACUGGCCGAGAUUGGAAAAAUGACACUGGUGAUGGCCUCUGUGAUGCUGUCCAUAGCCUCUCUGCUUGUCUCUUGCGAGCUUUUUUUCAUUAUCCCCAGCGCCAUCCUCAAGAUUGGGGACUCGGUGAUGGCGUAUAUCCAAUCAAUCGGAGGAGAAUAA